UGAGCAAGCGAAGUAGCUGAGCCUGGAGAGAAUUUUCUCCAGUACCAAAAACGCUGUGGGGGGAACCCAAGGCGGGAGCGGGCUGAGGCGUCUACAGCCGGCCUGGGGACAGCGAUCGUUGCGGGUGGGAACAAAGAGCUCCAAGAAAAAGUGGGAGCAGGAGCGUGGAGGUGAGCGCAGGGAGCCCCACUAGCGGCUUUUGACGCUGCCUCGGAUCUCCGUUUCUUCUGGGGCAGGCGGAGGCAAGUGUCCCGUCAGCUCUAGGGGACGGCCACUGUCCCAUAAGACUGCUGGAGUCCUCAGCACCUCUGCAGGACUCCAGGGGAGGCUGUGGUCAUGGUGAAUGAAGAUCCCAACCAGCAGGAGCGCGAUGACACCCCUGCGCUGGAGUCACCACUCCGAGAGGACCGCAGCGUCUCCAUCCACCCCAGCGUCUCAGCCCACCCCAGCGUCUCCAUCCACCCCAGCGUCUCUGUCCACCCCAGCAGCUCAGCGCACCCCAGUGCCUUGGCCCAACCCAGCGACUUGACCCAACCCUGUGGUUCCAGCCCCGAAGACCUCAGCGUGAUCAAGGUGAGCAGGCGCCGGUGGGCUGUGGUCCUGGUGUUUAGCUGCUACUCCAUGUGCAACGCCUUUCAGUGGAUCCAGUACGGCUCCAUCAAUAACAUCUUCAUGAACUUCUACGGGGUCAGCGCCUUUGCCAUCGACUGGCUGUCCAUGUGCUACAUGCUGACCUACAUCCCUCUGCUCCUGCCCGUGGCCUGGCUGCUGGAGAAAUUCGGCCUGCGCACCAUCGCCCUCACCGGCUCGGCUCUCAACUGCCUGGGGGCCUGGGUGAAGUUGGGCAGCCUGCAGCCACACCUCUUCCCGGUCACGGUGGUGGGCCAGGUCAUCUGCUCCGUGGCCCAGGUCUUCAUCCUGGGCAUGCCCUCCCGCCUGGCUUCUGUCUGGUUCGGGGCUAAUGAGGUUUCAACAGCGUGCUCCGUGGCUGUCUUUGGCAAUCAGCUUGGAAUUGCGAUUGGGUUCUUGGUCCCUCCUGUUUUGGUACCGAACAUCAAAGACCGGGACAAGCUUGCCUACCACAUCAGCAUCAUGUUCUACAUAAUAGGUGGUGUGGCCACUCUCCUCUUCAUCCUUGUCAUCAUUGGUCUGAAUGCUGGUGCUUUUUAUGCCUUGUCCACUCUGCUGAAUCGUAUGGUGAUCUUGCACUACCCGGGUGAGGAGGUGAAUGCUGGAAGAAUCGGCCUGACCAUCGUCAUUGCAGGAAUGCUGGGGGCUGUGAUCUCAGGCAUCUGGCUGGAUAGGUCCAAAACCUACAAGGAGACAACCCUGGUGGUCUACAUCAUGACUCUGGUGGGCAUGGUGGUGUACACAUUGACCUUGAACCUGGGACACCUGUGGGUAGUGUUCAUCACUGCUGGCACAAUGGGCUUCUUUAUGACUGGCUAUCUCCCCCUGGGAUUCGAGUUUGCCGUGGAGCUCACGUACCCGGAAUCAGAAGGCAUGUCAUCUGGGCUCCUCAACGUUUCUGCACAGGUAUUUGGGAUCAUCUUCACCAUCUCCCAGGGCCAGAUUAUUGACAACUAUGGAACCAUGCCUGGGAACAUCUUCCUGUGCGUAUUCCUCACCCUUGGAGCAGCCCUCACUGCAUUCAUUAGGGCAGAUCUCCGGAGACAGAAAGCAAACAAAGAAAUUCCUGAGAAUAAAAUCCAGGAGGAGGAGGAGGAGGAAGGCAGCAAUACCAGCAAGGUGCCCACCACUGUAUCGGAGGAUCACCUCUGAGAGGGAAAGGUGGCAGUGACCCAGGGAACGUGAACACCCUGCCUCUUCCUCCAGCAUGGCUCUCACUGCCAGCACAAAGACCUUCACUGGAGAAGCUUUUGGAGGGAACCAGCUGGAAUAUCUGUGGCUUGAACAACGGUGCCUAUGCCUCCUGGAACCUACUCAAGAGCUUGGAUGAUUUAGUUGGGGAAAAUUGCACCUUUCACCAAAUGCAGCUUCAAUUCCUGCCUCCACCCCCUUUAAGGUUACAGGAGUUGGUGUUGGGAGAGGCUGGUGGAGAAAUUGGAGUCAAUCCUAGCUUGGUCCCUUGCCUUCCCCUUCACCUCCAUCCCUCAUGGAGAAUGACUGCAAAAUUUUCACAGGAAGAAAGCUUAUUCAGGAUAUUAACUUUUUCUAGUGCCUUCAGACCCUCCCACAAAGCCCAGCUGUAAGAAGCGCAAGCUGCCCUGCCUGGGGGUCAUUCCUGGGCCAUCCGUCUGACCACGUUCUGUGGGAGAGGAAGCUCCCUGAGAACAGCUCCACCAGGACUCCUGGGCCUAAAUUCUCCUGGCCUAAUGUUGGGGUCUGUCUCCAAUCCCUCUCUCCUAAGAGCUGAUCAAACCAAACAUCAAUAAACUUGCCGAAAACGUCACCGUGGCCGUGAAGGAGAAACUGAUUUGGGAGGGCUAACUACCUAGGUGUGAUGGUGCUGGGGCCCCCCUUCCCAGCAUGGUUGUGGAAGCCAAUAUUUGGACACUCUGGUAGCUUGAUUGGGAAUGGGAAGGUUCUUCUCUACAAAAGAAGUGCUUGCCCAGGAACUUGUGUGUGUCAUAGUCACCUCGGAUGCCUUUAUCUGGAUGCUGCAUUGGGAAACCCAGCCAUCAGCCCAAGGGCUUGUUUUAUCCUGAGGGGGGCAAUCCCAGCCAACUCACCCUAACCUUUACUGAAAACUAAUCUUGAUUCAUUCCACUCUGACAAUUCCAAAGGUGCUUCUGAGAGGUAAGAGGAAAGGGGUAGAAGGAAAGAUGCCCUUUGAAAUGGAAAUUGAGUCUACUUGAAUCAAGCUUAUCCCAACUCUGUUGGGGACAGUAUUUGCACACCCAGCCCCUCUUCCCAUCCCCUUCUAGCAAUAACCUUUAUCAGACACUCUAAAUUUAAAGGAAUUCCCUUUGAACUGACUCAAGCUGACUUCCUUUCCUGCUGUCUCACUCUAUUAAUGGGCUUUGAUAGUAUCUCUUGAAAAUAAGAGAAUUUUUGGUAAUUUCUCCUAUGCACUGAGCAGCUGUGAUCAUGACCACUGUGCCAUCUUGCUUUGGCCACUGCUCUGGCCUCAGCAGUACCGCGGUGCUUGGGCCACUGCCCCUGAGGGUAGCCAGGUGUGUGUGUGUGUGUGUGUGUGUGUGUGUGUGUGUGUGUGUGUACAGAUUUGAGCAAUGGAUGGGAGGAACAUACUGUAUGUAAUAAAAGAAGUUCACACUACUUUUGGUGGAAGGAGUGAGGGCUGGAAGAGAGAUGAAAAGAGGGUGUGUCUUACUUUUUGAUAAGGAGAUGGAUGUUUACUCUUCCACCCCUCAAAAUGUAUUAAUGUUUACUG
This is a messenger RNA of Propithecus coquereli (Coquerel's sifaka), 3355 nucleotides long. RefSeq names its product feline leukemia virus subgroup C cellular receptor family, member 2 (gene FLVCR2). The transcript is spliced from 9 exons. Bases 337 to 1782 code for a protein of 481 amino acids. Gene Ontology annotation, molecular function: heme binding; heme transmembrane transporter activity. Gene Ontology annotation, cellular component: membrane. Gene Ontology annotation, biological process: heme export; transmembrane transport. The record is from RefSeq and is a predicted model, not a curated record. NCBI's taxonomy places the organism in Eukaryota, Metazoa, Chordata, Mammalia, Primates, Indriidae.